This is a messenger RNA of Paramuricea clavata, 7958 nucleotides long. NCBI's taxonomy places the organism in Eukaryota, Metazoa, Cnidaria, Anthozoa, Malacalcyonacea, Plexauridae. The record is from the annotation of a GenBank genome assembly.
CAGUAUCACGCUGUGAUCCCAGCUGUGAUCCUAUAAUGCUUGGUAUGUUUGUAUAACCUGUUUGGUCCUGGACUCGAGUUGACAGUUUAGAAGACAUUCAAGACAAAACGUACAGUGACGGAACAAAUAACAAUUGUUCGUUUCACUUUGUGUCUUUCAACCUAUUCUUCCUUAGCGACAUAUUGUCAGAAUACUUAAUGAAGGUAAAGUGUGAAAUACUUUGUGUGAUAUAGUAUUACGCACUAACGUCUAACUUUCUAUUUAACGAUUUGUUUCAGAUGAAAGUUUCAGUCGCUGUGCUCGUAGGCUUUGUUGCGUUGUUCACGUAUGUCUGCGCGCAAGAGAAGGUAAUCAUGACAGUUUUUAUAUUACAUAGAACGCGUUACCAAAUAUUUAUUAUAUAAGAAUGCGCUAGUUGGUGUUCUUUAUUGAGAAGAAGUGUAUUUCUUGUAAUGUGCGAAUCUUUGUUGCCAUUUGCGCACUGCAGACGAAGGGGUUAAAUAUGACGCACUAAAUUCUAUCGCAUGCUGUAAAAUAUCAAAUGUAAAAGUUCCAGAGACGUUUUUAUAUGGUAUUAUGAACACAGAAUAACCGUUGGCUUAUAAAAAUACAAUAGAUAAAUCAGAACUAAUAUUUAGGACAUUUCAUCAGACGUCAACAAAUAUUAUGAUGAUUAAAAUUCCUUGGUACAAUGCCAAAUACAGUUUUUUCUAAAGAUUUUCUGUUAAAUAUAACAAAAAAAGUUUUUAUUUGUGAGUAUUUGCGAAUUGCGAGUAUACAACAAAUAUAUGAAAAUGGCUUAUUGCGGCAGCGAGUCUAUUAUUUAUUUAUUUUAUCCAAAUAAUACCCUGAGCGACUCUUUAUCCUUUUAUUAAAUUUUUAACCCUACGUGAUGCUCAUGCAGUAUGCCAUUUCUAUAAUUUUAUGUAACGGGUCUAUUGAUUUGAAUAUCAGCAGAUGGGCAAUAAAUUCGCGUGUAGGUGACAUGUUUUAUGGUAUUAGUUUGUGCGAAGACAUCUGCCAAUAGAUAUGUUACUUUGGAGCGCGAGUUUAACAGACAGUUGAACAGCAGGGUUCCAGUUUAACAAAAUGUGCGUGCCAAGAUAAAGGUAUCGUGUAUCAGACUCCUAGAGAGAUUGAAAUCAUCGCUUGAAUUUUUAGUUAUGACUUUGACUUGACCAGUUGACCUCUUUUUAUUUUGCCCAUUAGUCUAUGAUUUUUAAGUUGAAAAAUGUUAUAAAUUUACAAAUGUGUCUUUUCAAAUACGUCAGAAACGGGAAACUUCACAUCCUGCCUCACAUGUUAUAUCAGUUUGUUGGACCAGAUGUCUGAUGUCAUCAUAUUUUUUAAUGUCUUCGGAAUUUACUAUUCAAACGUCGCCAAGGGCUAUUAAAUUUUGAUUAUUUGCCAUUUGGCAAUUGGUGACGAUGUCCCACCCUUCACAGUAAUGGUUAUUUUGGGUGCGUGAUCUGUCUUAGAAUUUAUGCAUAUUAUUUCCUGGUUUAGAAAUUUGAAACUGAAAUUUCGGUCAAUCUUCAUGUGAAGGAAAAUAUUCUAAAAUCUAUUACGUUAUUAAUUCCACUCUUCUGUAAGACUGAUUGUCACUGACGGUAAAUAAAUUUAUCGCUGCUCAAACAUUGCUGCGCCCCAGUCAAAUGCACUAGAUCUACCGAAGUACAAGCCUAAAAUUCCUUUGAUGAAUAAUUAGGCAGGUCGUCAGUUAUUGAGGAGACCAGGGCAAUUAGUUAUAAUAUUAGUUCCUGUAUGUUACAGCAUGUUCGCAUCCUUAAUUGCACUGCUAUAAAACGUCUUGUCGACAUAAAUAUCCACAACUUCAAUUAGGAUUAGGUACAAUUGAACAAGAAUUUUUCUGGGUUUAUUUACCUUUUCUCAGUCUUGAUUUCUUUACUUUUAUUGUGAUUUUAUGAUGCCACAAUUCUCGACUUUUUAUGUGUUUUUUUUUCAUGGAUUAUUGUUCAAUUAUAUCGCUUUUUUUUCCUAAAUUAUUUUUAAAUUCUUGUUGUGUUGCGGAGUUAAAUUUUAGUGAUUUGCAUCUCGAGCGCGAUUCCAAUGUUAUAUGGUCGCCAGUACCAUACCAGUACCAUAAGACACAGUCCAACCUUGCCAUACCGUGCAGCAAUUUAAUUUGCCGGAUUUUUUACAUUGCAUGAUCGGAUGAUUUUUAAUCCUAAUCAGAUCCCUACAGGAACGGAAUGGGUAUGCUGCUUCAAAUAUUUAUUUAUCUUUGUUGUAAUACUCUUUUUGAACACCACACCUGUCUGGGAAAUGUGAAACACCAUAUGACGUAUUCAUCACCGGACUUGUGACACAACCAUAUCAUUGCUGAAAAAGUGCGUGUAUGCGAAGUAAUUUCCAGACAUGGGCAUCAGCUCAAUACAUCGAAGUUUUUUAUCUCUUUCAGUUCCAGAUGAUUACGACCUCGAUUACGACCAAAACGAAGACAGUUUACUUUACGGUUGAAUACUACCUACACCGGAAUCGCGCAUUUGUAUUGAAAAAUAUCUCGUUAGACUCUGAUUUGAAUAUGAUCAUGAUUCCUCAAAGGAAUCAUUGCACGCAAAAAUUAUUCAUUACUGGCAUACUCAUUUUCAGUGAAGCCUGAAAGUGUCAAAAUCCACUAACAUGUUAGUGAUGUUACAUUAACCUAAUGAGCGCCAGUGCAUGCUCUCUCCUUGACGUGUAAAAUCAUCUGGCGUUGGUCGGUUGGACAGAGUAAAAUAAUAUAAGAUCGGGCGCAUUUGGAUGCAAUGCGACUUGAUGAGUUAAAACGAAGUAUCUUAAUACAAUUAGACAUUCUACCAAACUAGACCUGCCCCUGCAUUAUCGUGUUUUUAUCACGUUGGAUUAUUAAAUAUACGAAAUGUGAUACACUUCUAGCUAAAAUGUUUGUUUGCAUUUUUCUAAGGAGGAAGACUAUUAGUAUCAAUUCGUGUGUGGUAUAUAUAAAGUGGUAUAAUCCUUCGGAUUCCUUCCCAUAAUUCAUUCCAAUACGUGUUUCUCAUAAAAUUUAUAGUAUUGUUUAUUUUAUUGAUCCAUAAAUAUUAUAUAUCCUAUAUAAAUGAUUCAGUUCAUCAGACCGUGAGAAAUUUGUUGUUGCGGCGGAUGGCUGCAGCGCGGCUCCCAGCGGUGUGUGACAAGCUAAAAUUUUUCACGCACAGCAUUGCGCGGAUUCGAUUAUAAUGACGUAGAACCACUAGCCUGCGUGCACGCAGGCUAUAGAACCACCAAAGUUAUUAUAUUACGGGUGCUAGGCCUUGUAGUUGAUAAUCUCUAUCAAUCAGUGAUUAUUCUGUUCUAUCAUAUUUAUAGGUUGCAUCAGAAGCGUCUUUGAAGAGCCGCUAUGCAUACCUAAGGAAGUGGGUGCAGAGGGCGAUGCGAAAUGGCAUGAAAACGCCAGGCAGACAAUCAUGGAAAGAGAGAAGUAUGUCCAUUGAAACCCACCAAACAUCGAGAUUAUUGUGUUAAUUAGAAGUAAAGAAUAUAUUACCAAGGAGAACGUGGGCUUAUGCGUGUUAAGAUGAUGCGUGUCCACGAAGGCACAGCAUAUUUUAAACCCUUUGAUAUCUUAAUACCUCCUUGACCUCACUGCGCUUUUUGAAUCCGCUAUUUCAAUUGUUUUAUGCGUUUUUUACAUAUUGCUUCUCAUGCAAAUAUUUAAAAAAGGGGUUUAUUUUGGAUUAAUUAAGGUGUAAUAAAGGUGGCGAAAAUGCGGGCGGGAGGAAUUAUUACUCCCAAAUAGAAAAGUAUUCGUUCAUCCUGACUUGUGGUGAUUUAGAUAAAACAUAACUAGCGAUGCCAAUUAUAAAGAACGGAAUAUAAUUGAAAUCGUAUGUAAAAAUUCCCUACCCUCGAAAAGGUAUUUUUUAACUUUUUAUUACAGUACAAGGGCUAAUGGUGGACGAACCAUUAUCCGAAGUCAAAUUACUAAACUUAUUUUUAUCUCUUUGACUAUUUUUAACGCAACACAUCUUCGAAACUCAUUUCAGUGCAUCGGAAUUCGGGGGCGGCUUGGCCGUAUGGGCGUGGCACACCUGGGUAUUUUCCGGUGUAUCCCUAACAUUCAGAUAAAAUGGGCCCUAAAAAGCCCUUGUAAUGUUAAAAGGUGGGCGAGAGCAACGCCUGCUGAGAAUAAUGAGUUUUUAAAAUGUUGACAUACAAUGCGGGAUACUGAUUGUACGUUGGAAGAAAUUGUAAUUUUGGUUAUUUCUAUUAAUGAAGGCUGAAGGUUUAUGUUUUCAUUUGAGAAAUUUCGAAUACCUGUCGUGAGUAAUCAAUCAUAUUUCAUCUUUAAGUAAUCAUAUUUCACAUUUUCCUUAGGCUCGAUUCCACCUGUUGAGCCCCUCCUCCCUCUCAACAGCUGGAAUUUCCUGGGCUUGGAAUUAAAAGUUAAAAGAAAUGUUUAUUUUAUGAAAUAUCCAUAUAAGCGUUGGAUACACAUUCAUAUUAAUAUGUGCUAUUAGUAUAUGGUGGGUGCUAACUUCUUAUUCGUGAAUUUCAGAGGGUAUUAACAAUAUAAUUAACAGAAACGUAAAUCCCUCUUGUGUGCAGAAAUCGGGGAAAACAUAGCGCAUGCGUAAAACAGUUGUACCUGUGGGGGCCUUAUGAUAAUAGAAAAACUGUUAAAAACAUGGUUACUUUUCCUUUGCACAUGACGUCAUUACGUGUCAUUUACCAAUGUCUGUGCCAGUGAGACGUUGAGUUAAUUUGUACCAAAUAGUAUUUCCCAGAUUGUUUUAUAAAAACAUUUUACCACUUUCUGGAUCGUUUUUAGUGUGCCUCUAUAUGUGUGGAAUUGGGAAUAAAAAAAUAGAUAGUAGAAUCUUGCUGUCUCGAAUGUCGAUUUAUCUCGAUCUCGCUUUAUCUCAGAACGUCAAUCCCCUUCAUAAUCGUAAUAUAUUUAUAGUAAUUCACUAUAUGGCUAUCUCGAACUCGGUUAUCACGAAACUUUCGCUAUCUCGAACACUUCGUGAGAUCCACCACUUGUCUGGAUCACGGUAGCUCAUAAAUUUGGCUUUGCUAUCUUUAGAGGGCUGCUAUAGGGAUGACGAGCAAAUGCUGCCACAACGGCUCUUAGAUUGGUUCCAUAUUUUGAAGUCAGAAGACCUAAAGAAAAAUGGCAAGCUUGAUGAAAUGGAUUUCGAGACUACUGGUAGGUACUUCUGCUUCUGGUGAUAAAAAUUGUACAGUUUCUAUGCAACAUCUUGAAACUGGUGAAUAAUGAUGUGACAAACCAAUCAAUUAACGUAUUAAAUUGACAUGUCACCCCAUGUCAUUAAAAUAAUACUUAUCGACGUCAGUAUAACGCAGUUCUUUUUAAUAUCUCAGUAGACCUUAUGCAUAAUGACGUCACAAGGCUUGAUGCCCGCGAGGAAUGCUGGUCUUAGUAGUCAUCGCCCGGGAAAAUUUCGAUAGUGGCCAUUUUGAAUUGUUUAAUUUUCCCAGGCGUUGACUAUUAAGACCAGCAUUCCUCGCGGGCUUCAGGCUUUGUGACGCCAUUAUGCAUAAGGUCUAUUGCACUGAUGGGGGUCUAUUGUGAUAUUUGCAUCUUUUACACUCUUUGUCUUCAUACAUCAUAUGUUUGUAUUUGAACAGUCGAACAGACGUUCAGCCCUCUAUAAAAAACAGAAAUGAAAAGAACAGGUCAAAAUUAGUAGCUAAGCAAAAUAUUUGGAGACUAUAUUUUAAAAACUGUGCCAUUAACAUCGUUUUUAAAAUAAAAAAAUAAAUAGGGGUUAAAUUGGAACUUUGCAUAUUGAACGGGUAUGCAAUGCCCAUCAAGCCAUGAUCCAUUAGCAAAUUCAUAUUCCGAAAUAUUCAUUUUCCAACCAUUUAAAGUAGGAAAUUAAGGAUUAAUAAAAGAUUGUAAACGUAGUAAGUAAAGAGAUCCUACUCAUUUUCCAUCAGUUUAAAUUGUUUCAUAUCUUUUUUCAAGUACAAUCCGAUUAUUCCGAUUUAAACUUUAUAGUUUAAUUAACAUGUUCCAAACUUACUUGACUUACUUAUUGAGUAAAUAUAAUGUUGGGGUUUCUAACAUUGCUAAGCUAGAUUCCGGGUAGUGGCUGUGCAUGAUAGUUUUCUGUUUUGUUUUCCACCUUCUAGUUUGUCAUUCACCAGCACUGGCAUGGUUCUUUAGGAAGUUUGAUACGAACAAAGAUUUAGUUUUGGACAAAGAUGAACGCGCUGAGGUUGAAGGAAAUCCUGAUGAACAUUGCAUGCGAAAAUUCUUUGAAAAAUCUGACUUGAAUAAAGAUCACAAAUUGAGUCUCAAUGAAAUAUGCGCUUCUUUCAUGCAUGUUGGUAAGUAAUUAUGGAAUAGCUAAAUACUAAUGCCUGAAUGUUGGAUGUGGGACGAGAAGUCAAAGGUAUCCCCUUAUGAUCUGCAAGUUAGUUCUCUAAUAUAUUGCAGAGAUCCCUCUGAUCUGCAAGAUUCAUAGAUCAGAUUAGAUUCACAGACUACAUAUAUAUUAUGGGGGAAACAAUUUGCUGGCUGAUAGUGUCCUGGGCCCUGAGGCCUACACCAUCUUCGGGGAGGGGAAACUAUCUGCUGUGACACUGGCUAAAAUAAUACUUUAUGUUUUGUACAAAUAGAACCACCAUGUAGCCAGGAAAGGAAGAAGUAUCUUGCUGCACGACCAAUACUUGGAAGAUAUAAGCCUGAUUGUGAUGAAGAUGGAUACUACAAACCUCGUCAAUGUCGUGAGAACUACUGUUGGUGUGUUGAUCGCUUUAAUCAAGUUAUUGAAGGAUCAAAGAAAGAAGCAUGGCGCGUUAGUUGCCGUAAGUAUACAAUCUGUUAUCAAUUUCUUUAUAACGCAAAACAAGGCAUGCAUCUUAACUCUUAAAUCAAAACUUCGGUUAGUAGGGAUACAACUACCUGAAAAAUACAAGAAGAACUUCGACGUUUCGAGCGAAGGCCCUACUAACUUCCCCUGCUUUUAUUUUUCUGGUGUUGUAUCUCUAUAUCAACAAAAGUUUUAUUAUAUUAUUGGCACUACCUGCACUGGCACAGACCGUUCAAGAUUAACUCUUAAAUCUGAUGUAGUGAUAAAGACCUUUAUAACAGAAAUCUUUAUAGACUGACCUUUAUAACAGAAAUCUUUUAAAGUAUGCUCUUUCCGAGAAUAUAUUUUUUUGCCAAGAUAAAAAACUAUAGUCUAUAAUGGGAAUUGUCUAUUAGACAAUUCUCAUUAUAGACUAAUUUUUUAUCUUGAUAAAAAAGUAUAUUCCCGGAAAGAGCAUAUACUAAAAUGAGUAAAAUUGUAAAGUUCGCAAAUUUUGUAUGGGCUACUUUUAUAUUGCAUGCGGAAAUUGCUACCACAUUUGGCCCGAAAAUGGUAGCAAUUUCCGCACGCAAUGCAAAAGUUACAAAAUUUGCAAACUUUGCAAGGCUAUAUUUUCCGCAUUUUACAACAUUUCGCAACCAAACUUUGCAAUUUUACUCAUUUUUAUAGACUAAUUUUAAAAUUAGUCUAUAAUGGGAAUUGUCUACUAAACUUGAAAUCCAUCAAUCCAUGUAUUUCAAUGCAGUUUAUUAUGAUUGUGUUUUUAUGAUUGUGUUUCAGGUGACAACACAGACCCGAAUGACGCCCUUUUUGCAGGAGACGACGAGGCUGCUGAACUGGGCACCCUUUAAUAAUUGAAGUACAUGAUUAUAGUUAUUUUUCUUCUACAACUGAAUUGUAAUCAUUGUAUACUAAAACAACGUAAAGUUGAGAUAUAAAUCUUUUACAACAGCAUCCCCCAGUAUAGUAUAAAGUAUGGCUAUUAUUGUACGUUUUAGUAGUUUAAAUGUUUUGUAUGGUUAAAUUUUUAUAUUUUUAGAUUAUAUUUUGUGUUAUUUUACACUACGAAUAAUUCAAAUAUAGCAUAUAAGUUUAAUUAAAUUAAAGAUUUUAAUUUGACAGAAUAUAUCUGGAGUGGUAUUUUGGGUUUUGCUA